AUGGCAUCCAGUUCUGAACCUUUUCAUUCCUGGUUUGACCAAGCUCCAAAGCGGCUUAGGGAGUUGCAAACAGAGAUUGUAAUCCUGGUCUCAUCGACCGACAACUUCCCCAAGAACAAUCUGCAGAUCAACUACAACACGAGGAAAAUGAGGAAUGAUUCGCCAUCAGCUCUUGUUGACGCUAGCCAUAAUAAGGAAAUAUCAGAUGAUAAUGCUCCUCCAACUCUUGUUCCCAUUGAAACAAGCAUCAAAGAGAAGGAGAAUGGGAAGAAAACCACAGGUACAGGUAACGAGAACAGAGACGCUUUUCCUGAACAUCAGGACACAACCUUGCAGGAGCAGGACAACACCGAUGGAUUCAGCGACGACGGCCACCUCUCCCCCACCAUCUACGAAUACGCUGCCCAAGAAUUCCACAGUUUCGAAGAGGAUCGCUGGCCAGAGAAGUUCAAACCUGGGCAGGUCUGGGCUAUGUAUGGUGGUGGCAGUUCUGAUGCUUUCCCCAGGUACUACGGCUGGAUAAACAAAGUUGAGCCAGAGCCUUUCAUGGUGCACCUGAUGUGGCUGGAGGCCUACCCUAGGCAGUUUCAGCAGAAAUGUUGGCCGGAGCAGAAGGACAUACCCAUCAGCUGUGGAACAUUCAGAGUUGUAAACAAGGGAGCCAAGUUCGACACGACUGACGUCUUCUCCCACCUCGUGGAUGCUAGAGAAACCGGCAUACCACGCCAGCUAGAGAUUCUUCCACAGGUAGGCGAGGUCUGGGCCGUCUAUACCAGGUGGAUUCCUGCUUCUAGCAUCUAUGCUAGUGAAUUUACUCUUGUCGAGGUCAUCGGGCGCACUGAAGCUGGCACAAGACUGUCUGUCCUGACCAAAGUAGAUGGCUACGUUGCUGUGUUCAUGCCUGGCGGCGAGGGAAAUCGGGUCCUGGAGAUCCCUGCCUGGGAGACUUCUUGGACGUUCUCGCACUGCAUACCAUGUUUCCGUCUCACCGGAGAAGAAGGCGGUGAUGGGCUCCGUGGCUUCUAUGAGCUUGAUACUGCUUCCGUCCCAUACUCCUCUGUGCUUUCCGUCUUGUGCGGCCAGGACAAGCCAAAGCCAUGA
Molecule: messenger RNA, 1101 nt
Organism: Sorghum bicolor (sorghum)
Lineage: Eukaryota; Viridiplantae; Streptophyta; Magnoliopsida; Poales; Poaceae
Exons: 2
Coding region: 1-1101 (366 amino acids)
Source: RefSeq, a predicted model, not a curated record